Messenger RNA from Ostreobium quekettii, 1608 nucleotides. Lineage: Eukaryota; Viridiplantae; Chlorophyta; Ulvophyceae; Bryopsidales; Ostreobiaceae. The record is from the annotation of a GenBank genome assembly.
AUGCAACGCAACGAGGCGGAGGCCGAGUGCGACGCGAAGGCGCCGCUGCUGCCCGCGGAGGGCCCCGGUGCGCCGCAUCGCGUGGCCGAUGGCGCCGAUGCCCAUGAGGCCAUCCCGUUCCUCGACUCGCCAAGCUACACGGUGCUGUUGCAGACGGGCCUCCUGACGGCUCGGUUCCGCAAGCCCAACCUGGAGUCGCUGGACCUGAUGCCCGCCAACACCAGCAAGUCGAAGAACUUCUGCAGCCGGACGGCCAUGUGCCUGAUGAUCCCCCUCCUGGGCGGCUGCUGGUACGACGCCAUGAACAUGCACUUCUUCGUGCCCGCCGGCUGCGUCCAGAGGCUUCAGGACGGCAAGGGGGAGUACCACCUAGCGGGGCCGGGCCACCACCGGGUGAUGGGCUACUUCUGGACGCGCGUUGGGGUGCCCACGCGCAUCGUGGACGGCGUCCAGCACGGCGACCGCACCGUGGUGGUGGUGGAGCAGGGCAGCGUGGGCCUGGCCUGGGACCUGGGCCAGCCCAUGCUGCUGCCGCCGGGCGUGCACGAGUGGCGGAGCGAGACGUUGCGGUUCGAGAGGUGCAUCAGCCUUGACAACCCCGUCAUCGCGGUGGGGCCGUACACGCUGGUCACCGUGGACGAUGGCUACGCGGCCAUCACGCUCAACAACGGCAAGCUGACGAUUCUGCCUGGAGGCUCUGUGCAUUUCUUGGACCAUCGCAACUGGAAAUUCCAGAAGUUCAUCACCCUAAAGAUGCAGACAGACAACCUGGAGAAGAUCAUGGCCACCACGGCCGACAAUGUGAUCGUCGCCGUCACGUCCACCGUCAACUGGCGCAUCAUCGACGUGGAGACGGCCUCUCUGAUGGCCAUUAAGACGUUGUAUGUCGGUGAGAGGGAGGGGAGCCAUGCGGCAGACAUCAAGAAGCUGCAAAAUGACAUCAUGAAGCAAGCCGAAGCGUCGCUGGCCUCCUUCAUAGGGUCGGUGAACUACAGCGACACAUUCCACGUGGCGGCUGCUGCGCAGGCGGCAGCAUCAACAUCGGUUGGUGUUCCAGUGCCUGGUCAGGAGAAGCACGCGGAUAUCAGCGACAAUCCCAUCUUUGACAAGAAGAUGAUGAAUUCGGCGGUGCACCAUGCCAACGAGGUCACGAAGCUCUAUGGUGUAGAGAUCAUAUCCAUCAACAUCAUCAGUGCCAAUCCUGUGGACAACAAACUGACUGUCGCGCUGUCAUCGGGAGCGGUCGCGUCUGCCGAGGCUCUACAGUCGGAAACGGCGGCAAGGGCCAAUGCCAAAGCCCAGUUAAUCGAGGCGAAGACGGCAGCGGCGAAUAGGCUCAAAGAGGCCGAAGCGGAGGCCGAUGCCCUCCGCAUGGAAGCUAGAGGCGCAGCUGAUGCGACGCUCAUCAAAGCCAAGGCGGAGGCUGAGGCGGAGAGACUUCGAGCGGCAGGCGCCAAGGACGCAGCAGAUCUCCUGGCGUCAUCUGACGUCGCCGUGGACUUGGCCAAGAUGGACAAAGCGGGGGUGGUGAUGGGAGACAGGAGCAAGUUCUUUUUCGGCCAAGACCCAGGUUAUUUCGCGAAAAUCAUGCUGCGGGAAGUGGAAUGA